This is a messenger RNA of Ziziphus jujuba (common jujube), 737 nucleotides long. RefSeq lists its product as uncharacterized. Gene Ontology annotation, biological process: intracellular protein transport; intra-Golgi vesicle-mediated transport; retrograde vesicle-mediated transport, Golgi to endoplasmic reticulum. Bases 113 to 556 code for a protein of 147 amino acids. The record is from RefSeq and is a predicted model, not a curated record. The transcript is spliced from 5 exons. NCBI's taxonomy places the organism in Eukaryota, Viridiplantae, Streptophyta, Magnoliopsida, Rosales, Rhamnaceae. Gene Ontology annotation, cellular component: COPI vesicle coat.
UCCAAAAUUUCUCGUCCGCGAAAAGUAUAAUCCAAAAAAAAAAAAAAAAAAAAAAAACCCAAAGAAGAGCUUCCGAUCGAGGGAAAGGAAGAGGGAAGGAAGAGCUGAAGCUAUGAUACUGGCAGUGCUGUUUGCCAACGCUGAGGGCAACAUCCUGAUCGAAAGAUUUCAUGGUGUCCCUGCUGAGGAGCGGCUGCACUGGCGAUCAUUCCUAAUCAAAUUGGGGGCAGAUAAUCUUAAAGGUGUAAAAAAUGAAGAGCUUCUUGUUGCUUGCCACAAGUCAGUUUAUAUAGUUUACACAGUGCUUGGUGAUGUUGCCAUCUAUGUUGUGGGAAAGGAUGAAUACGAUGAACUUGCCUUGUCAGAAGUGAUCUUUGUAAUUACCUCGGCUGUGAAGGAUGUUUGUGGAAAGCCUCCAACUGAACGCCUUUUUCUGGACAAGUAUGGGAGAAUUUGCUUGUGUUUGGAUGAAAUCGUUUGGAAGGGGUAUCUGGAAAAUACAGAGAAAGAUAGAAUCAAAAGACUCAUACGGUUAAAACCUCCAACGGAGUUCUGAAUCAAUAGCUUCUCGAUUAAAUCUGCGUAUGGGGGGUAGAGGUCUUCUGGUCUUGAAAUUUGAAUGUAAUGCAAUGUUGUCUAUUUUAUUUUAUUUUUUUGACUUUCAACUUUCAGGGACUCUGAUUGGUAUUGUACGAGUACUGAGUAUUGAAUGAAAGAAUUCGUCACGUUUUUACAAA